CCCGGACAGACCCCCGAGGACUGACUGAGUGCUGUAAUGAUGAGGUGUCUGCUGUGUUUCCUGCUGCUGGCUCCGGUCCUGGCCACAAACCCGCUCAGUGCGCCAGACCCGGACCUCAGCGCCGCUCAGAGCUUCGCUCAGACCCGGAGCCAUGGCCGAGCCCCGGUCCGGACCCUGAACCCGGCAGAGACAGACUCUCAGUGCAGGAGCCGCACCCUGGACCUGGUCUUUAUCAUUGACAGCUCUCGCAGCGUGCGUCCUGGCGAGUUUGAGAAGGUGAAGAUCUUCCUCGCCGACAUGGUCGACACGCUGGACGUGGGCUCGGACGCCACCAGAGUGGCCGUGGUCAACUACGCCAGCACCGUCAAGAUCGAGUUCCUCCUCAAAAACCACUUCAACAAGCCCGACAUGAAGAAAGCCAUCACACGCAUCGAGCCCUUGGCGGCCGGGACCAUGACCGGCCUCGCCAUCAAGACCGCCAUGAACGAAGCCUUCACCGAGGAGUCCGGCGCCCGGCCUCGCUCCAGUGGGAUCUCCAAGGUGGCCAUCAUCGUGACGGACGGGAGACCCCAGGACCAGGUGGAGGAGGUGUCCGCCGCAGCCCGGGCCUCGGGCAUCGAGAUCUACGCCGUCGGGGUGGAUCGAGCCGACAUGCGGUCGCUGCAGCUGAUGGCGAGCAUCCCUCUGGACGACCACGUCUUCUACGUGGAGACCUACGGCGUUAUCGAGAAGCUCACCUCCAAGUUCAGGGAGACGCUGUGCGGUUUGGACCCGUGUGCCAUGGGACAUGACUGCCAACACAUUUGUGUCAACAGCAACGCCUCGUAUUACUGCCAGUGCCGGACCGGUUAUAUCUUGAAUGCGGACAAGAAAACAUGUUCCCUGAAACGUAAUGAAGCGGUGAAGGUGGUGGUGAAGGAGGAUCCCUGUAAAUGUGAAGCCCGACUGGCUUUCCAGAAGCAGACGCAGGCGGCCCUGCAGCAGCUCUCAGCCAAACUGGCUGAUGUGUCCGGGAGGAUGGAGCGUCUGGAGAACAUGGUGGGCCGAGCCUGA
Molecule: messenger RNA, 1053 nt
Organism: Centropristis striata (black sea bass)
Lineage: Eukaryota; Metazoa; Chordata; Actinopteri; Perciformes; Serranidae
Gene: matn3a
Product: matrilin 3a
Exons: 5
Coding region: 37-1053 (338 amino acids)
Molecular function (GO): calcium ion binding
Source: RefSeq, a predicted model, not a curated record